Messenger RNA from Eublepharis macularius, 3182 nucleotides. RefSeq names its product EF-hand calcium binding domain 7 (gene EFCAB7). Gene Ontology annotation, molecular function: calcium ion binding. The record is from RefSeq and is a predicted model, not a curated record. Lineage: Eukaryota; Metazoa; Chordata; Lepidosauria; Squamata; Eublepharidae. The coding region runs from base 132 to 2018 and encodes 628 amino acids. The transcript has 14 exons.
CUGCUAAACUGCGUGGAAGAAGCUGCGGACUUUCCCUGCUUGACUGGGCGAGGUGACUGACUGGACCACACAGUCCCUUGACGAACCAGAGCGACCCAGGGAGGGCCCUGUGCGGCGGCCACGUCUCCAGAAUGGCCAGUGGUCAGGAAAACAAUGCAUCCUUCUGUAGUGAACAAACAGCUGCUUCAGAAAGUUCUCGAGCAAAAAGUUCUCAUAAUUAUGAAGAGGAAACAUUUUAUAGGAACUGCAGAGCAUCCUACUUAGCUAUCUUUAAAAGCAGUUUAGAAAACAUUAAAUCGAAAGAACAACUGUGUUUAGUGCUUCAGCAAGCAGGAAGAAAUCCAUCUUGGAAGACAGUUAAUAAAUACUGGACACUCCAUACCACCUCAUUGAAUUUUGAUGAUUUUUGUUUCAUCUUGAAAAAGGAACCACCUGUUCAGAAAACUGAGCUAUUCAAAGCCUUUGCAAAAAUGGAUGCAAGUAAUGAUGGUUAUAUCUUGCAUAGUGAACUUCGUAACAUUCUUACAACAAAAGGUGAAAAAAUGACUCUUGAGGAAAUUAAUGCAAUCACGGAGUUGGCUGAAGUGAACAAUGAUGGCAAGUUUGACUAUUAUAAGUUUUGUAAAUUGUAUAUGACAACCAAUGAACAGUGUUUGAAGAAUGCAGUAGAGAAACUGGAGGUUGACAGUAAACUGAAGCGCCAACAGUUUGGAAAUCAAAUAGAGACCUUUUCAGAAAUGGCAAAAUCACCAGAUUCAAAACCAAAAACAGCAAGAAAAACAGAAGCCAGACCAAUGCGAAAAGGAGGUCACUGCAAGUCUUCUUUGCGACCUUCCUCAGCCCCAAGUUGCAACAUCUCUCUGACAUCCACUAUCAGUAUGGGUGCCAGCAGCAACAAAAAAUCCAAGCUCAUUGAAGAAAAUGCAGUAAAGGAAUGGCAGUGUGCAUAUUCCAAAGGAUGUUUCUUCUUGGAAGACAAUGAUGAAAUAGUUACUCAUAAAUACAAGUUAUUUUUACCCCAGAGAUCCACAGUAUGUAUCACCAUUAAGCCUAUACGUUUUGGCCAAAUGGAAGGAAAAUGUUUCCCAUGGUUAGCAGUGGAUACUGCUUUGUAUAUUUUAAAGGAAAAUGAAACUGAAGAAAAACUAAAGGUUGUGAACUUCACUGAGCUACGAAAUAAAGAGGCUUUUGGCUGGAGAGGGGAACUUGGAGCUGGUGUUUAUUGGGUAAUUCCUUUCACCACUGGCUGUAGAUUCAAGAAAAUGAAAAAGCAAAUUGGAGAAGAAGCCAAACUCAUAUAUGAAGAUGGGGAUGGAUGCUUGGCACUUACUAAGGAGUUCAGAGUUGCCUUGUCUGAAAUCUUUGAAAUGAUUGAUUUGGAUGGGAAUGGUUUUCUCAGUCUGGAAGAAUAUAACUUCUUUGAAAUGAGAACCAGUGGUGAGAAGUGUGAUGAAGAAGCUUGGGCCAUAUGUAAACAGAAUUUUGAAACAAAGAACAAUGAGCUUACAAAACAGGGAUUUAUGGAUCUGAAUCUCAUGGAAGCCAGCGACCGGGGAGGGAAUCUUAGUGAUCUCUGGAUUACUUUGAUGUCAAUGGGCUACAAUAAAGCAAUGGAGUUGACAGAGGCAUGUCCUUUCUCUAUUCAUAUUUAUUCAGAAAAGUGCAAACCCCAAAUUAAACCUGUUUGUCUGGAAACAGGAGGUGGGCAACUUAACAAAGCAAUUUGCAUGAAUGUAGUUAAUAAAGGAGAUGCUAAGCCAAUGGAUAACAGUGAAAAUGUAAUCAUUCACACAUAUAAAAGUGACACACGGAUCACUUCUAUUAUUGAAAACAAGACUGAAGGCAAAACAGUAAUUCACCUCAACAAUGAGAAAAGUAAGAAUUGUGUAAAUAAUAGGGGACUCAACGCAUUUGCUAUUGAAGUGGCACCCAAAUCCAUGAUGGUUUCUCAGCAUGUGAUGCCAUUGAAUGAACAAGAAGAAUGGAUAUACAAUUGUGUUUAUUCUGUCUUAGUUUAAACUAUCAUCAUGAUAAAGUGUGGUCACCCCCCCCCCCCCGCCACAUACACACACAAUACCAUGACAUUGUCAAGUCUUGAAGUAGGAUUAAUAGUUUCCAGAUUACUAUAACUCAGAACUCUUUUGCUGUGGUGCAGUUGCCCUGGCUGCUGAAGUGCGAGAUGUGAGCAGGAAACUGCUCACCAUGACUAGAACUCGAGAAGUAAAACAAAGGAGGACAUAUUUUAACCUUUUCAUGCUUGUGCUAUAUGCGGGGUGGUGGUGGUGGUAUUAUGCUUGAGAAAUGCAUGCCUCAUGGCACAUAUCUCCCAAUCCUAAUUUCAGCCACCCCAAGUAGUAUACAGGCUUGGUGCCCUUUGUAGUUUACAGAGUGUUGGUGUAGAUUUGGGCAGGUAGGAUUGAAUUGUGAUUAACUGGAAUUUAUGGAAACAUGUUUCCUAAUCCCACUUCCCUCUCCUAAUCCUUUUAGCUUCCAAGUGGUUGGAGUGUUGGUCAGGGGUCAUUUCGUAGAAAAAGAACUGCAGGAACUCAUUAGCAUAACUCAUUAACAUAUGCCACACUCCUUGAUCGGGCCAAAAUGGCCAGGAUUCAGCUGCUGCCAGACAGGGGAGUGUUUCCCCACCUGGCAGUGUCCUGAUCAGGGCUGUUUUGCCCCCAAUCCAGGCCCAAAAUGGCUCAAAAUGGCCAUUUUGGGCACAUUUUGGCCUGGAUUGGGCCCAAAAUGUCCCAGAUUGGGUUGGUGCCGGGCAGGGCAGGGGUCCCCCCCUAGGCACCGACCCAAUCCUGGUGGUUUGGAUCCUGAUCCCAGCCGAAAAGGGCCCCAAAUGGCCAAAAAAGGCCACUUGGGCCCGGAUCACAGCCGAAACAGCCUGGACCAGAUCAGUGCUGGGCAGGGGAGGGUUCCCCCACCUGGCACUGACCAGAUCCCAGCAGUUCUGGCCCCGAUCCCAGAAUAAAAUGGUCCAAAGGGCCCAAAGUGGCCAUUUUGGGCCAGGAUCAGGGCCAAAAAGGACCGAAUCCAGUCAGAGCCUUGCAGCAGAACCCUCCCCUGCCCAUGACUGACACAGUCAAUGCUGUUUUAGCCCAGACCUGGGCCCAAAAGGGCCCCAAAGUGCCAAAAACAGCCACUUUGGGCCCCCUUGAGCCCAAAUCGGGGCCUAAAAG